Phycomyces blakesleeanus NRRL 1555(-) is the source of this 1149-nucleotide messenger RNA. RefSeq lists its product as hypothetical. The transcript is spliced from 2 exons. Gene Ontology annotation, cellular component: cytoplasm. Gene Ontology annotation, biological process: carboxylic acid metabolic process. NCBI's taxonomy places the organism in Eukaryota, Fungi, Mucoromycota, Mucoromycetes, Mucorales, Phycomycetaceae. The record is from RefSeq and is a predicted model, not a curated record. Bases 27 to 938 code for a protein of 303 amino acids. Gene Ontology annotation, molecular function: L-lactate dehydrogenase (NAD+) activity.
GAAAUUUUAUUUUAUAUAUAACAAAUAUGGCUCCCCACUCAAGAGUUGCUAUCGUCGGUGCUGGUGCUGUCGGUGCCUCAACUGCAUACGCCCUUAUGCUCAAGGAUGUCGCCUCUGAAAUCAUGAUUGUUGAUGUUGUUGCUGAUAUUGUUAAGGCCCAAACCCUUGAUCUCAGUGAUGCCGGCCUCAUCAGUUCAACAAAAAUCCGCGCUGGUACCAACCAGGAGGCCGGUCAAGCCGACAUUAUUGUUAUCACUGCUGGUGCCAAGCAGAAGGAAGGAGAGGCUAGAACUGAACUUGUCGGCCGCAACUACAAGAUCCUUGAAAGCAUCAUUGGUCAGAUGCAACCCAUUCGUCCUGACGCAGUUAUGAUCUUGGUUUCCAAUCCUGUUGAUGUAUUGACAGCCAUUGCUCAAAAGCUAUCCGGCCUCCCCCCUAACCAGGUUAUUGGUUCCGGCACCUUCCUUGACACCUCCCGUCUUCGUGUCUUUUUGGCCGAGACUCUUCAUGUAAGCCCCAAUGCUGUUCACGCCUACGUCUUGGGUGAGCAUGGUGAAUCGCAAAUGAUCGCAUGGAAUGCUGCAAGUGUUGGCUGCAAACCCCUCUUGUCUUUCCCCGAGAUCCAAGCACUUGAUAAGGAAGAGGUUCACCAGACUAUUCGUGGAAAGGCCAUGGAAAUUAUUCGUCUCAAGGGCUCGACUUACUAUGGCAUUGGUGCCUGCGCCGCUGACCUGUGCGAGUCCAUCAUCUUGAACAAACUUGAUAUCCGCCCCCUCUCUGUCUUUGUUGAAAAGUACGGUGCUGUUUUGUCUAUGCCUGCCAAGCUUGGCUGGAACGGUGUUGAGGAUGUUUAUGAGAUUCCUCUCACUGAUGAGGAGGAGGAACAGUUCGCUGCAAGUGCCAAGGCUAUGAAGGAAAUUGUGGAGGGGCUUAACUAGACUAAAAAUCUCAUCUUAUCUAUCUCUUUUCGUUCUCUUUUCGCAUGUAAAUUUUUUCAACUAUUUUCAUAUUUUUUAAUCUCCCAGUGGCAUUUUGUCCCACAUAUUCUACCAACUAAAAAAAAGUUUCUUUUUUUUGUCUCAAUAAUGACACGUUCUGCUUUGUGUCACCACAAGGAGGGUCUCUGUAUGAGCUGAUGUUAGGCAAUGG